This is a messenger RNA of Melopsittacus undulatus (budgerigar), 1984 nucleotides long. RefSeq names its product matrix remodeling associated 8 (gene MXRA8). The transcript is spliced from 10 exons. The record is from RefSeq and is a predicted model, not a curated record. The coding region runs from base 209 to 1630 and encodes 473 amino acids. Gene Ontology annotation, cellular component: membrane; cell surface. Lineage: Eukaryota; Metazoa; Chordata; Aves; Psittaciformes; Psittaculidae. Gene Ontology annotation, biological process: cell differentiation; cell adhesion.
AGGGGGAGAGCAGAGUGGGGAGGUGGGGAGUUGGAAGCUGGAGGUGGAGUAAGUGCCGAAUAUGAGCUGCUGUCCCCAGCUCCGGGAUGGGAACUGAUGAGGUCACGGGGUUUUCAGUUCCCAAACAAAAAAGUUAGGGGGGGGAAAAAAAGGAAGCCUUUAACUUGUUUUUCCAGUGAGACGGAAACACGGAGACGCUGCUGGAGCCAUGGAGCAGCUCGCAAAACUCCUCCUGUGGCAGAUGGUGCUUCAGCAAAGUUCUGUUCAUUUAUACUCAGUCCCAGCUGAUGCCUCCAACCCCCAGGACAGUGUUGUAGUGUCAGUGCUGAACAUCAGUGCUGCAGUGGGCUCUCAGGCUGUGCUGCCCUGCAAGAGCUACCGCAUGGUGUGGACCCAGGAUCGCCUCAACGACCGCCAGCGCGUGGUGCACUGGGAUGUGUACAGCAGCUACUAUGGGGACAACAAGAUGGAGAGGCUGUGUGACAUGUACUCUGCUGGAGCCCAGCGAGUCUACAGCUCCUACAACCAGGGGAGGAUAUUCAUGCCCCAGAAUGCAUUUACAGAUGGCAACUUCUCCUUGGUCAUCAAAGAUGUUGCAGAGAGUGAUGCAGGCACCUAUUCGUGUAACCUUCACCAUCACUACUGCCACUUAUAUGAAACUGUGAAAAUCCGCCUGGAUGUCUCCAAGAAAGCUGAAGAUGCAAACCAGUACUGGGAUGGGGAAAUGCCAGUGAUUGUUGCUCUGGAAGGCAGCACCGUGAUGCUGCCCUGUGUGAACGACAACCACAUCUGGACUGAACGGCACAGUGAGGAGGAGCAGCAAGUGGUGCACUGGGACAGGCAGCCCCCGGGGGUUCCCCACGACCGGGCCGACCGCCUCAUUGAUCUCUAUGCAUCUGGGGAGCGGCGCUCCUAUGGGCCUCUCUUCAUCCGUCAGAAGAUGAACAUCACUGACACAGCCUUUGCCCUGGGUGACUUUUCCCUGCGGAUCUCAGAGCUGGAAAGCGCAGAUGAAGGCACUUACUCCUGCCACCUGCACCAUCACUACUGUGGCCUGCAUGAGCGCAGGAUCUACCAAGUCUUCGUGACCGAGCCAGUGAGAGAGAAGAAGGUGGUGAACCUCACAACCCACAACGUUGCCCCAGCUGUAGAUCCAAACGUUGUCAGGGGCCACAAUGUGAUAAAUGUCAUCAUUCCCGAGAGCCGGCUGCACUUCUUCCAGCAGCUGGGCUACAUCCUGGCAACUCUGCUGCUCUUCAUCGUCAUCCUCAUCAUUGUGGUGCUCAUCACCCGCAAGCGCCGGCAGAGAGGUUAUGAAUACAAUGUGAAGAAAUAUGGAGAGAAGGAUGUCAAUCUGAAAGAGUUUACAGUCGACACAACAGAUCUGACUCAAUACAGAAGUGAAGACAUCAGGCUGGGUAUGCAUCAACCAGCAGCCAUUCUCCAACCCAGGUCAAAACUGGUUGUAACUGAGGCCCCAGAGGUGUACACAGAAGCUGAAGUAAAGAACAAAGGGAUUGCAAAGGAUUACAAAAACAACAUCCUGAAGGAGAAGGCUGAGCAAGCCAGAAGCUUCCCAGCAAAGCACAUUGAUUUAGACAAAGAUUUCAGGAAGGAAUACUGUAAAUGAAGACAUUCCCAAGCUGCUGGCUGGACCAGAAGCUUCAACCAAAGAUAGAUAAAUGGAAGAGAGAUGCCUUUUCUCAAUAUCAUGUCUUUCCAGUUACCAUAGAUCUUUUCACAUAGACUUCUCCCCACUAAGCACAAGGGUAUUUGCAAAUGCUUUUUGAAAGAGUUAGAUUGUCUUAUGUGCACUUACGAUGGGUUUGGGUUGCCUUUUAUUCUUCUGUUCUCCCAGUCCUCUAUUCCCCUUCUCCUUUCCUGAUAUUAUUGUUGGUUUUAUGCAUCAAUGAUUUUUAUGAGCUGAAUCAGCAGACUUUUGCUUUGAUGUUACUGCUUUAAAUAAACCAACCUGCAUCACUCA